UUUGCCGUCUAUUCAAGCGUAGUAGCCUCCUGGCAGCUCUCUCAUUCCACUCCUCCUUCCCCUUCCCCUGUCUUUCCCAGGCAUAUCCGUGUUGCAGAUGAGCAGAGAGUGGCGGAAGUCUGGGAUCUGUUGCCUGGAGAUGAGAGGUAUCUGUCACAGAAGAGUGGAUCAGGACUUGUGAAUUGCAUGCGUCCUCUCUCUGUGACACCCCAGGCUAGUGCUGUCUGAGAGAGGCUGUAAGACUUGUUUGUUGUGGGUCUGAGUUGCAGCACCCAGAUUGACAAGUCACUGGAGGGAUUACGCCGUGUGCUGUAAGCCGUCUAUCUACAUGGCAAUAAUGAGUUUUUUUUCACCCAGACUGACUUAAAGCCCUACUAGCUAACUGAUCAUAUGAUACCCCUUGAGAAAGCUUGAAAGGAUGGAGCGCCAGCCCAGCAGCCUGACAGGAAAUGAGAAAUGAGCACCCAAACAGGAAGUGUGGCCAAGCAUUGUCCCGGAUGUCGGUUAUGUGACGGCAGCACCGGAAGCUGUAACCAACCACAGGAGUCUACCAUGACAGCAUCAUUGUGACCUAAUUCCGAGAUGGAUAACCUGCCCUGCACAGAGUAAUGAGACUGAACUAAGCUGAACCGUAUCUCUCUGCUUAGGACUGAGUGAAGAGAGAGGUUAUGGAGGAGGCUAUGGUGUGCUCUCCUCUCCCAGACCUCAAGGAGCCAGACAGCCAGACAUGGACCUCCAUGGAGCUCCUACCCCCGAGCAGGCCCCUGGAGGAGGCUAUUCGGUGGGGAGAGAUGGAGAAGCAGGUGAACGAGGCAGACAGGGAGAAAGAGGACAACUCUCCUGAAACUGGAAGGAUCUCUGAGGAGCCAGAGGAGCACUGGGACUCCAUGACUUUACCUGUGUACCCCAUGACCUGUCCCAGUGUCCUUCUGUCCUUUGCCACAGUGCAGUGGGACAUGCCUGACCUUUCCCCUGACACACCCUUCCCCAUGACUGACAACAGCUUGGCCGAUGAGCUGGAUUCCAGUGGAGCAGCCAGUCUGGACUGGACUGUGAACCCGCUGUCCCUCCUCCACCACCACCAGCAGCAGCAGCAUCAAUCCUGUGUGACAGUGAUAAACAUAGAGCUGUCUGUCCAGGAGAAGACAGAGAAGCACAAUAGACCGGAACAGCAGUUGCCUCUGGACAGUGAAAACUCCCAUCCGGCAUGUGAUACACCGAGCCCAGAUGUGGAGGCUUCAGCACAACAGCUAUUUGAGGAACAUGACUCUCUUUCAGAAAGCUCUACACGGCAGGAGACAGAGAAAGGGAUGGGACAGCCUGUGACAGAAGAUACUAUCCCACCCUCUGACAGAGCUCCUAGCCCUGUACAGACAGGAGAGUCAGAGACUGGGCUGGAUAGUGAGAGUCUAGACACUGUACUGGGAGAGGAACAGGAACAGACUAGCAGAGUGCUAACAAUACUGAUCAAUUCAGAGCAAGGAUCAAGCUCUACGAACUAUGAGAAGGAACAGGCUGUAACUAAUUUAGCUUAUAAUGGAGACGAGCAGAGAAGUGACGAGCAGACAGAACAGACCGAGCAGUCAGAGGGGAGGGAACAGUCAGAUAGUGAGGGGGAAUCAGAGACUAUAGAACUUGAGCCAGCUGAACUGAAAGAACAGUCAGAACUCACAGAGAAGUCUGAACACAGUGGGCAGUCCGAGCCUAACCACACAAAACAGAGUGAAUACAAAGACGACACCGAGACAACAGAGCAGCCAGAAGAGUCUGAGCAACUUGUAGAGUCCAACCAGGUAGAGCAUUCAAAUCAGUUAGGGGAGGAAGAACAGCAAACUGAAGAGACCCAUUUACAACAUGCAGAACAGACAGACGAGAUAGACCAGUCAGAACAAUCAAAAGAAUCAGAGCAGACGGAUCAGUCAGAGCAGACAGAAUGUUUAGAAUCAAAACAAUUGCAACAGACACAACAUUCUCAACAAACAAUGUACUCAGAGCAGACAGAAUUUUCAGUGCAGACGGAACCACAGACAGAAACAUCACGGCAGAUGGAACACUCAGAAGAUUCUGAGCAGUCAAAACAAUCAGGGGAGACAGAACAGACGGAACAGUCAAGGGAUUCUGACCAGUCAAAACAAUCAGAGCAGACGGAACAGUCAGAGCAGACGAAACAGUCAGAGCAGACGGAACAGUCAGAUCAGACAGAUAACAAACCAGUACAUUCAAAGCAGUUAGAUCUAUGUUUCCAUUGCACAGAGGAACUUGAACAGUCAGACCAUACAGAAGAGCAGAAACAGUCAGAGAUUGAACAGCCAGCGCAUACUGAACUGACUGAGUUGACAGAAGAGGAUGCGCAGACAGAGCAUUUCAAGCAGGUAGAAGAAUUGGAACCAAAAGAGUAUAAAGAGGAUUCAUGUUUGCCGCCCAGGGAAGGAAGUUUAGAGCAACUGGAGUCUCAGGUACAGCAAACAGAGGCCUCAGAACCAGUGGUGGUCCAUAUGAAUGGUGGAGUUUUGGACAGGGAGAAGGCCUGCAGGCUGGCUGAAAGACUCUACAGGCUGGAUGGGAUCCACAAGACAGAUGUGGUCAAACACCUGGACAAAGACAAUGGCUUUAGCCAAGCUGUUGGGCAGGAGUACCUCAAGUUCUUUGACUUCACCGGUCAGAGUCUGGAACAAGGCCUGAGGUCUUUCCUGAGGGUGGUGGUGCUGAUCGGUGAGACCCAGGAGAGAGAGCGAGUACUGCAGCAUUUCUCCUGUCGCUUCCAGCAGUGCAACCCUCACACCUUCUCUUCAGGAGAAGUACUCACACUCACCUGUGCUGUGAUGCUUCUGAACUCUGAUCUGCAUGGACAGAAUGUGGGUAAAGCCAUGUCUGUGUCCAGCUUCGUGUCCAACCUGGAUGGGAUGAAUGAGGGUGAGAACUUCAGCAAGGAGCUGUUAAAGGCUCUCUACAACACCAUUAAGAACGAGCCUCUGGAAUGGGCAGUUGAUGAGAAGGAACUGAAGAGCUCCAUGCUGUUGGUGGAGGACGCUAAAGAGGACGCACCCUUGCGCUCCAAGAGCAACCCGUUCCAAGAUGUGCCUCAUGACAAGAAGGCCACAGUGUUCAAACAGGGCUUUCUCAAACGCAAGGCCCACGCUGACAUCGAUGGCAAACGCACUCCUUGGGGGAAGAGAAGCUGGAAGACCUUCUAUGGAGUGCUGAAGGGAAUGGUCCUCUACUUACAGAAGGAUGAGUAUAAGAUGGAGUGGCAGAGUACAGAGGAGGUGGUCAGUGUGCACCAUGCCCUGGCAGAGCAGGCAGCAGACUACACCAAGAGACCACAUGUCUUCCGUCUGCAGACUGCCGACUGGAGGAUCUUCCUCUUCCAGGCCUCCUCCACAGCAGAGAUGAGUUCAUGGAUCAGCCGUAUUAACCUGGUGUCAGCCCUGCACUCUUCUCCUCCCUUCCCUGCUGCCGUGGGCUCUCAGAGGAGGUUCUGCAGACCCAUCCUGCCUGCCUCCCAGUCUGCUCACACACUGGAGAGACAGCUGCAGUCCUAUGCUCGCAUGCUGCUGUCCUUCCAGGAGGACCUGGCCUACCUGCAGCAGAGUCUCCCUGAGAGCCGCAGGGCCAAGGCCAAGGAGCUGGAGGAACACCGAGUCAGAGAGGAGUACCUGCAGCAUGAGAAAUGUCGCUACGAGGCCUAUAUCCAGAUGCUGGAGGUCUGGAAGGGUUUGAACCAGUCAGUCGACACUGAGGUGGGAACCAGCGAGCUCAGCCUGUUUGACAGAGCUGUGUGUAAGGAUACAGUGGAUGAAGAGGGAGAGGAGGGAACCCUGAAGAAGUCCUACUCCAGCCCCUCCCUGGAUCUGGAGAUGGCCUCGCCCCACGUGGUCAAAGUCAAACGCAACAUCUCCGAAAGACGGACCUAUCGCAAGAUCGCCAUACCUCGACGCAACCGGGACAUAUGAGAAAAGGUGCCCAAAAGGGAUUAAAAUAUGACUCUUACAUGAGUUUUUAAAUGGCUCUUUUUAGGACAUAGACACAAUGUGUUACUUCUAAGCACUGUCCUUUUAGUUUUCAUUUUCGGGCAAGAAGGCAAAAGUCAUCAAAAUAGAAUGAAUCAAUCUCAGGGAACUUGUCUUUGUUACAUUUGCUUUACAUAAAAGUAUUUAAUUAAUAUUUGUGGACUUUCAAUUGAACAAAAUUAAUUAAACCUCAGAAGUCAAUGCUCCCUGCUGAGACAGGUCAAGAAGAGUGAUAAUGUUUGUCUCUGAAUGAUUUUAUUCCCUUUAAAAUGCACAUGAACAUAUCUACACCUCUGAAUUUGCUGUGAUAUGUUGAGAUUCGGGUUUAUUUCUAUUAGAAAUGUAUCUCUGCAGUUACAAAAUGUUACUUGUCUGCGCCAUGUGGUCUAUGUAUGCAGUGUGCAAUUGUAACCUCAAGAGGGUGCUAUACAACAGCAUAUUACACAUGAAGGCAUGUACAGUUUGAAAAAUCAUCAAAAUUAUGUCAAUAUGCUCAUUUUAGUUCUUGUAUCUUUUAUGUAAUUUUAUAUAAACAUAUUUGGAUUGCAUCUCCAUGAAAGACUAACACUAGCAUAAUAUUACACUAUAAGUAUCACAAUUAUUUUCUGAGAACAAAGUUUAUGAUAGUUAAUUUAUUUCAAUCCCAAUUUGCCUUUUUGAGUUUAGUUCAAUUAUCCAUGCCAAUUCUUUGAGCGGCCAGUCACAUAUCCCCUUGUAAUAGGAAUGGCAUAAAGGGAAUUAAUAGCAGACAAAGACAACUUUUUGAUCUCUCUCGGUGGCACAUAGAGGAUUUCUGGGCCGUUUUGUUCUCUUUCAGAGUGACAUCUUCAGCCGCGGUCAACCUGGAGUGUCUCAAUAAAGAACAGGAUGUUUCAGAAGACCCCCACAUUGCUCCUUAAUGUCACUGUUGUGGAUGACACACAGGAAUGUGAUGUGACAAUAAGUAACACAGUUAGGGGCACAGACAAUACAGAUGGGGCUAACCUUGUCUCACUGGGCUGGUCUCUUCAGGAUCAAGAUUGGUAGCUUUAACAGGAACAUACCUACGUUCAUAAAUAAAUUAUACAUACAUAAUUUUAUUGGGAACCAACUACUAGGGCCCAGAGUUUUUCUUGUUCAGGUCACUUGGUAAGGAUAAAGGAGGGGCCCUUCUUAUGAGACAUGGGUUCAUCAAAUAUGUCAUUUUAUGAUAUUGCUGAUACAGGACCUGGGUUAAUGUGAUAAUGCUUAUGUGUAUGUAUUUUCUGUGAAAAUAGUUCCUAUUCAAUUAUUUUAAUAACAACAGACUAUUAAGAUGAAGUCAGAUUCUAAAGAUGUGGAUGAUUGAUUGAGCAAAUGAUUGGCAGGAGCAUCAGGCCAUGGCAAUGCGCCAGGUGUGUCUGCCUGAUAAACUGAAAAGACGCCAUCUUGGAAAACCUUCAUAUUAUUGGUCUGUUGUACAUGAAUUGUAACAGUAGGAGAAAUCCAAAAUACUGCUGUUCUGGGGCAAUGUUAACCUGUUAAAACACAUGAGACCUCAUUUAUCAAUCAUGCAUAGGCACAAAUCUAGAUGUAAAUCAUGCGUGGGAUUAUUUUGACGCAAAGUGUGAGAUUUAUCAAUAUGACUGGUUGAUUGAGAGUGUGCGUAGAUUUACACACAGCCAUGACCAUGCAUACGCACAGGGCCAAGUGGUGGAAUAAGGGAACUCCUUGUCAAGAGUAAAAUGGGGAAAAUGUAUGUUGAAAAUGUGUGAAAUUGAGAGAGUAAUAAUUAAAUAAAUGUUUGAUUUCA
Messenger RNA from Salvelinus sp. IW2-2015, 5781 nucleotides. RefSeq names its product PH and SEC7 domain-containing protein 4-like. Gene Ontology annotation, biological process: regulation of ARF protein signal transduction. Gene Ontology annotation, molecular function: guanyl-nucleotide exchange factor activity; protein binding; phospholipid binding. Lineage: Eukaryota; Metazoa; Chordata; Actinopteri; Salmoniformes; Salmonidae. The record is from RefSeq and is a predicted model, not a curated record.